This is a messenger RNA of Cynoglossus semilaevis (tongue sole), 7120 nucleotides long. It is a transcript of the gene col4a5, whose product is annotated as collagen, type IV, alpha 5 (Alport syndrome). The record is from RefSeq and is a predicted model, not a curated record. The transcript has 51 exons. NCBI's taxonomy places the organism in Eukaryota, Metazoa, Chordata, Actinopteri, Pleuronectiformes, Cynoglossidae. Gene Ontology annotation, cellular component: collagen trimer. Gene Ontology annotation, molecular function: extracellular matrix structural constituent conferring tensile strength. Gene Ontology annotation, biological process: extracellular matrix organization. Bases 324 to 5369 code for a protein of 1681 amino acids.
GAGAGAGAGAGAGAGAGAGAAAGGGAGAGAGCACAGAAGCGCACCGUGCCAGAGCAGGAGCAGGAGCGCAGAGGAGGAGCAGGAGCAGGAGCCGGACGUGUGCGCGUAAAAGCUGUACCGCUGAAGUGAAGCAAGUCUUUACCAGAGUGUUGUCGAACUGCUGACAAGAGUCAGUCAAGGAAGGAGACCCAGAAACACCGCAGGGUCAUGACGCGCGCCUAGAGACGCGCGCCUAGAGACGCGCACACGUUGCUGAAAGUUAACGCGCUAUCGCAGAAGAGGCAGCGGCGGAUCCUCGGUGUCUCCACCGUCGCGGCACAAUCAUGAAGAGUUCGGCUGUUCCCCUGCUCUUCGCCCUCACACUCAGCGUCGCGCUGCGGCUCACGGACUCUGCGGCGUGUCAAGGAUGUGCAGGAUCAAAAUGUGACUGCAGAGGAGUGAAGGGAGACAAGGGUGAACGUGGUUUUCCAGGUCUGACUGGACAACCUGGAGUUCCAGGAUUCCCUGGACCUGAGGGGCCCAUUGGCCCCAGAGGGGAGAAGGGCAGUGAGGGGCCUCAUGGACUUUCUGGUCCAAAAGGAAUUAGGGGACCUUCAGGAUUACCAGGAUUCCCAGGAACGCCAGGACUUCCUGGUCUGCCUGGUCAGGAUGGACCUCUAGGACCCAGAGGAGUUCCAGGAUGCAAUGGAACUAAGGGUGAACGUGGUUUUCCAGGAGCAGGAGGAAUUCCAGGACAGUCUGGACUGCCGGGCCCACCAGGUCUGACUGGACCAAAGGGCGACCCAGGUGACAUCAUCUCCACCAAUCAGUUUGGAGAAAAAGGAGCCGUGGGGUUACCUGGUUUACCAGGGGUUCCUGGUUCUCCAGGAUCUCCAGGUCUUCCAGGCCCUACCGGUCCUUUAGGACAAAGAGGCUACGAGGGUCGUCCAGGUCCUCCUGGUCCUCCAGGGCCAAAGGGGAACAUGGGUCAGAACUUCCAGGGUCCUAAAGGAGAGAAGGGUGAACCGGGUCUUCAAGGACCUCCAGGUCCUCCAGGUCAGGUUGGAGAACAAAACAGACCUUCAAUCACAGAGAUCCAGAGAGGAGACAAGGGUGAUCCAGGACCUCCAGGACCCAGAGGUGACCAAGGUUAUCCUGGUUCUCCUGGGCCCUCUGGUGGAGCAAAGGGGGAGAAAGGAGAAGCAGGAGAAGCAGGAAAAAGAGGCAAACCAGGCAAAGAUGGAGACCCUGGUCCUCCAGGCUUCCCUGGAACCAAAGGUGAUGGAGGUUUACCUGGUUCUCCAGGAAGAGACGGAGAGAGAGGUCAAAAAGGAGACCGUGGUUUCCAAGGUCCACCUGGACUGGUGAUUGGUGGACAGACUGGAGGUCAGGUUGGUCCCAAAGGUGAACCUGGUUUCCCAGGAUCUCCUGGAUAUAAAGGAGAACGAGGACCCCCAGGUCUGACAGGACCACCUGGAACUCCAGGUCUCCCUGCAAUCGGAGGCAGUGGCCAGCCUGGAUCCCCAGGUUACCCUGGAGAGCGGGGUCAGAAGGGAGAGUCAGGUGCCCAAGGAAUCACACUACCAGGUCCUCCAGGUCGCACAGGAGCUCCAGGUCCUCAGGGUCCUCAGGGACCACCUGGACCUCCUGGCUUUUCCACUGGACAAAACUGUGAACCUGGAAAUCCUGGACGUCCAGGUGUUCAGGGAGAACGAGGGUACCCCGGAGAGUCCGGUCAGAAAGGUGAGAAGGGUGACACCUGCGUCAACUGCUAUGGAGGAACCAAUCCUAUUCCAGGACCUCAAGGACCUCCAGGACAACCUGGACUUCCAGGAAUCCCUGGCAGCCCGGGAACAAAAGGUGACAGAGGUUUUCCAGGAGCUCCUGGUACUAUCGGUCCCGCAGGAAAUCCUGGUUUUCCAGGUACCCCUGGAUUAACAGGAGAGAAAGGAGACCCAGGUGAGGCCAUCACAGUGAGCGGGAUCAGGGGGGACAAGGGUGACACUGGCUUCCCUGGGCCUCCUGGUUUGCCUGGUCUGGAUGGACGACCAGGUCGUGAUGGACAGCCUGGUCUUCCUGGGCCUAAAGGAGCUUCUGGAUCCCUGCUUGUUAAAGGUGAAAGGGGGACUCCUGGUGAGCCCGGUGCAGCUGGUAUUCCAGGGGACAGAGGUCCCCCAGGAUCUCCAGGCUUUGGACCUGCAGGGCCUGUAGGAGAGAAGGGUGUCCAAGGUGUCUCUGGAAGACCUGGAGCUCCAGGUCUACCUGGUGCUAAAGGAGCCCCAGGUCAGGCAACUGCAGCCAAAGGUACACCAGGACUCAGAGGAGAGGAUGGAGAGCCUGGAUUGCCUGGAACACCAGGUAGUCCAGGUUCUCCUGGGCAGCCCGGUUUUCCUGGUUUGCCAGGGGCUAAGGGUGAUCCCGGACUUCCAGGAAUAGGACUUCCAGGACCCCCAGGAUCAAAAGGAUUCCCAGGUAUUCCUGGACAACCGGGAGCUUCUGGUGGACCAGGGAGACCAGGAAUAGAUGGACUACCUGGGCAGCCUGGAUUACCUGGAUCCAAGGGUGAACCUGGCUAUGGACUUCCUGGCCCUCCUGGUUUAUCUGGAGUACCUGGAGCUAAAGGUUUGCCAGGACCAAAGGGAGAUCCUGGUUUUCCAGGCAAUCCUGGUGCACCAGGAAGAUCCGGCUUUGAUGGCUCCUUUGGACCCAAAGGUGAGCCUGGUAUCCCCGGUAUCCCUGGAGCUCGUGGUCCACCUGGACCUCCCUCUAUCGGUUCCUUGGGCGAGCCAGGUCCUACUGGACCUCCAGGCCCAGUUGGUUCACCCGGUUACCCUGGUCAGAAUGGGCAGAAGGGAGACCCUGGCCCUCCAGGUCUAGAUAUCCCAGGUCUACCAGGGGAUAGAGGAAAUCCAGGUCUUCCAGGAUCUCCAGGAUCGAUUGGACCACCAGGACCUCCAGGAGGACCUGGACGAGAUGGUCUACCUGGGCUGCCAGGACAGAAAGGAGACACAGGACUUGUUGGACCACCAGGACCAUCAGGAGGACCCGGAGGCCCAGGAGGACUUGGAGCACCUGGACCUAAAGGUGAACCAGGAUUCCCCGGCAGAGAUGGAGGACCAGGUGGUCCUGGUGUCAAGGGAGAGAGGGGUGACCCUGGUGUUGCAGGACCACCUGGUACCAUUGUGACAUCACAAGCCACAAAGGGUACCAAAGGAGAGCCAGGACUACCAGGUGCACCAGGCUUUCCUGGUCAAAAAGGAAUUUCUGGUUUGCCUGGAGACUCUGGGUUGCCAGGAGGAGAUGGUCGCCCUGGACUUCCAGGACCAGCAGGUCCUAAGGGAGAUUCUGGAUUCCCAGGAACCCCAGGUGUACCAGGAGGUCCUGGAGCAAAAGGAAGCAUGGGAGAAAUGGGAUUUCCAGGGCCUUCGGGACAGAAGGGUCUACCUGGUCAGUCAGGACGGCCAGGAUCCCCAGGACAACCAGGAUCACCUGGUUAUCCCGGAACUAAAGGUGAUCCAGGCUCUACAGGAGUGGGACCACCAGGAAUACCUGGACCUAAGGGUGAGCCAGGCCAGCCAGGGUUCCCAGGAGGUCCAGGACUCAAAGGAGCACCUGGAGCACCAGGUCUUCAAGGUUUACCUGGAGGACCAGGUACCAAAGGUGAUCCUGGUCUCCCAGGAUUUCAAGGUCCUCCUGGUAGUCCAGGUCCGAAGGGUCUUGAUGGUGGCCCUGGUGGCCCUGGUCUUAAUGGAGCUCCCGGAAGACCAGGAGAAUCUGGCCGUCCAGGAUCAGCAGGGUUGCCAGGAGAGAAAGGUCAGCCUGGUCGUGAUGGAAUUCCAGGACCAGCUGGAAUCAAAGGAGAACCAGGUCUGCCUGGUUAUGGUGGUCCUGGUCCCUCUGGUCUUCCUGGUUUACCAGGUGCUAAGGGAGACCCAGGUCUUCCUGGUCCAUCCGGAUCUCCUGGAUUCCCUGGCUCCAAAGGAGAGGCAGGUUUCCCUGGUAACCCAGGUGCUCCAGGAAAUAUCGGACCCCCUGGGCCACCUGGACUGGCUCUGCAGGGCCCAAAAGGACUUCAAGGUCCACCUGGUCCACCUGGAAGAGCAGGUCCUACAGGUCUUCCAGGCCCCGCUGGCCCAGAGGGUCCACGUGGACCCCAAGGAAGUGGCGGCGUCAAAGGCGAGAAAGGAAUUCCCGGUUCUCCAGGGCAGCCAGGUUAUGGAGGACAGAAAGGAGAAAGUGGAGUUCCAGGAUUUCCUGGGCCCUCUGGUCUCCCAGGUUCUCCUGGUCUUAAGGGAGACAUUGGUCUUCCUGGCGUUCCUGGAUUUCCUGGACCAAAGGGAGAUUCCGGCCUGCCCGGUGGAAGUGGUCUUCCAGGAGACCCUGGAGAUGUUGGACUUCCUGGACUCCCUGGUGACCCCGGUAUUGCCCCAGCUCCAAUAGUUGUUAAGGGUGAACAAGGUCCUCCUGGUCCUCAGGGUCAAGGUGGUCCUCGUGGACCACCUGGUUCUCCUGGACGUGAAGGACUCCCAGGUCAACCCGGUAACCCUGGUGACCCAGGACCUGAGGGUCCUCCUGGAUUCACUGGUCCAGCUGGUAGAAAGGGAGAUCCAGGACCUGCUGGUCAACCUGGUCAGCGAGGUUUCCAAGGUCCUCCUGGUUCUGAUGGUCCGCAGGGUCUUCCUGGUCUCCCAGGAACUGCCUCAGCAGCCCAUGGAUUCCUCAUCACCAGACACAGCCAGACCACUGAAGUUCCCUAUUGUCCUGAAGGAACAGGCCUCAUCUAUGACGGAUACUCCCUGCUGUACGUGCAGGGCAACGAGAGAGCACACGGACAAGACCUGGGAACUGCUGGCAGCUGUCUACGCAGGUUCUCCACAAUGCCCUUUAUGUUCUGCAACAUCAACAACGUCUGCAACUUUGCCUCUCGCAACGACUACUCCUACUGGCUGUCCACACCAGAACCAAUGACGAUGUCCAUGGCCCCCAUCACAGGAGAGGGCAUCAAGCCCUACAUCAGCAGGUGUGCUGUGUGUGAAGCUCCAGCCAUGGUCAUCGCGAUCCACAGUCAGACCAUCCAGAUUCCCGCCUGUCCUUCCAGCUGGGACACUCUAUGGAUCGGCUACUCCUUCAUGAUGCACACCAGUGCUGGUGCUGAAGGCUCAGGUCAGGCUUUAGCCUCUCCAGGUUCCUGCCUGGAGGAAUUCCGCAGCGCCCCCUUCAUCGAGUGCCACGGCAGGGGAACCUGCAACUACUACGGAAACUCCUACUCCUUCUGGCUGGCCACGGUGGAACACUCUGAGAUGUUCAGGAAGCCACAGUCUGAGACUCUGAAGGCAGGGAACCUGGGAACGCGCGUCAGCCGCUGUGUGGUCUGCAUGAAGAAGACGUAACAACAAGGACCUUUGACCUAAACAAAGGUGCUACUGUGUGACACAGCCUCAAACGUCAACCCUUAACUUUCACUCUUUGUUUUUUAGUUCAUAUAAGAAGUACCUCAGAAUGAAAGAGCACACUUUUGUCCACCAGGGUGCCCUGAUGGAUGUUUGGAGACAUAAAUGCUUUUUUCACUCUCUUUGUCUUUACUUUUUAAACCAAACAGCCACAGGUUUGUUUGUCUCUGUUUGUUUGUUUGUUUGGUUGAGUUUUUCUGGACGGCGGUCACCAAGCGGGCACUUUGACUUCACAAACAUCCAGGCUGUGAUGCACUGACCAUGAGUUUUCUUCAGCCAGACUGACGCAGACUCCUCUCAUUCUCCUCAAUAGUCCCUUUUUCCCCUGUCCUCACGUGUGCUGGUCUUAAAACCAGGCCUUUGCAGCAGCCUGCUAAUGCUAAUGCUAACCACUAGCCCCCCACCUUCUCUGUAUUUUUUUUUAUUUGUAAGUAAUAAAAUGUGUAUAUUGUGUAAAACAGCCUGUUUUUAGUGUGUUAGGGAUUUUUUUCAGUCAGUAUCAGCGGUUUGUGUUUCUUUUUACCCGUACACAAACGCACACACACACAGAGGAAAAGCAAAUACAUUCAAGGCCAUUUCACAGUUUUGAGCAAAAUAUUUAUUCACUUUUCUGAAAAAGUAUAAUAUUUGUAAACCACUGCAAAACGCACAGUUUUGUGGACAAAAAAAAUUCUGAUAAAAUUAUAUGUAUAGGUUUAUUAAAAAAAAAUCUGAUUUUUAUUAUGGUAAAAAAAAAAUCAUAAAUGUAUUCCAGUCAAGUGUCCUUACCUAAGUUUUAUUUUAUACAUGUCUUUGUUUCACACUCAUUCACUCACUCACUCUCUCACUCAUCAGCUCAUAAUGUACAAAGUCAAUCUUCUAUGAAUAAAACAGUAUUUUAUAUAAAAAUGAUAAAUCUAUAUUUGAAAAAGAGAAUUAAGGGUAUCAUGAACUUUUACCAGGUUUAUUUUUCCAUAGAAAUGGUUGUAACUACUGAUGUAGAACAAAGCAACAGCAGCAGCAGGUUUUUUUCUAUUCUAGGUCUAUGUUAAUGUUAACCAUAAACAGCCCACUGUGUUUGUAUAGAAUUAACCAUCAGAAUAAACAUGUCUAAAGUGGGAUUUCCUUCUUCUUCUUCUUCUUCUUCUUCUUCUUGUAGCUGUGUUUAGUUUUUACUGAUCUGGGGGGAGGAAUCAGAUUCACACAUGGAUUUAGUUUUUAGUUUGUUCUCCUCUUUAAAACAUUUCCAGGUGCUGGGGUAAGUUAAGUAAAGAUUAUGGAAAUGUACUUGUUUUCACUUGAAACCUGGUUUGUGUGAAUCAGGUGUGAAUAAGGUGUGAACAUGCUCCUGUGGUUGUGUCUGUAACUGUGAGGGAGGGGAAGGCAUUCACUUCCUAUGAUUUUUUUUUAAUUGUUAUUUUAAAUCUGCUUUAAUGAAUUCAAAUGUUAUCAGUUGGCAGAGAAUUUAAAGCAAAUGUGUUUUUGUUUUGUUUUUUUUUUCCUGUAUUUUUGUUAUGUUACUCAGAAGUUGUUAUAAACUUUUAAAGACUGAAAUAAACACAGUGUCCAAAUGUGUGGUCUCCUGAUGAACUCAGGCCACUCAGAAAGAAGGUUUCGUCAAGAAAUUCAAAAAUAUACUAACAAGUAGCCCAGAGCUGACCGAAACUGUAAAUAAGAAAUCACUAAACGUUUAAUAAAAUACAGCAAAAUCA